Molecule: messenger RNA, 5258 nt
Organism: Plodia interpunctella (Indianmeal moth)
Lineage: Eukaryota; Metazoa; Arthropoda; Insecta; Lepidoptera; Pyralidae
Product: metabotropic glutamate receptor 2-like
Exons: 17
Coding region: 372-3938 (1188 amino acids)
Biological process (GO): G protein-coupled receptor signaling pathway
Cellular component (GO): plasma membrane
Molecular function (GO): adenylate cyclase inhibiting G protein-coupled glutamate receptor activity
Source: RefSeq, a predicted model, not a curated record
GCCGCGCCGCGCGCUGUCGCCGGAGCUCGCUUGCAAUGCGACGCGAAUUCCACGACGACUCUAUAUCGUUACCUUAAAAGUUGUGAUGUUAGUGAAUUUAUAGCGAAUCUGUAAACUUUUGUACAAUGUGCAAAAUAUUUCAUUUAAUUACAACAAUUCAAAACAGUGACAAAGUUAAAUUGAAUUCAAUUGUUUACUCAAGUUAUUAAGAUGAUUAAUAUAUGAAAAAAAUAAUUACAAUUAGAAAAUUAAAUUGAAAAAUGCGGAGUUCAGUGAAGAAUAAGUGUUAAAUACCGUGACAGGGUGUAAAUAUCCAAUAUAAUAAUUAUUUUAUAUUUAAAAUGUGAGGCAGUGUAGACUCAGUGUGCAGCAUGAUGUGGCUGGUGGCGCUGGUAGCGGCGCUGGGCGCAGCCGCCGAGCGAGGCACGCGCGGGCCCGCGCGCUCCGCCGCCGACGCCGCGCUGGCCGCCCUGCUGCUGCCCGCUCUCACCAACGACUCCCAAUUGCUCACGGACUACCACUUUCUCAGCCGCAUCGACUAUAUCCUUCUAGAAAACUAUGUUAAUAAAAAAUAUACCAGAUACAAACGGGAAUCGCAUUCUCUCAUUGGUACCUUCGAUUUCAACAAGUUAUUUAAAAAGAAAAAGACAAAGAGCAAGAAUGAAGAAACACAGCCCAGUGCCUCGUCGCUGCAGGGAGGCACACCGCCUCCUUACACGGAGGAACAACAAGGUUUGUUAACGCCGCCGUCUGAAAGUACAACAAUACCACUUACAUCCACCUUAAGAACAAGUUCUGUUGGCACUAUCGAACAGACAAAAUCUACGAGUCAAGUAACAAAACCACUAAGACCACUUUCUCAGCAAAUUAUAAAUCCAAGCGAUCAGUUAAAUACUGAAGCAAAGACAAUAAAACCUGUCACACAGCCAAAAGCAAGAGUGAAAGUGACCGUUGGAAAAAAUUCUACAAUAAAAGGAAGAGCUAAACAGAAAACAGCACGGAAACAGAAGGAAUCUAGACGGGAAACAUCUCGCGAGGCAGGAGUGGAGUUGAACCGCGAGGCAGGACGUGAGGCGAGGCUGGUGUCAUACAAGAAGAAGCCGGAGAACGAGACUGUGUGGCCGGUGAAGCACGCGGCCGUCGUGGAGGGAGACAUCGUGCUCGGCGGGCUCAUGAUGGUGCACAGCCGGUCAGAGGGCGCGACGUGCGGGCGGGUGAUGGCGCAGGGCGGCGUGCAGGCGCUCGAGGCGAUGCUGUUCGCGCUGGACGAGGCUGCGCGCGCGCGCCUGCCGCCGCCCGGCGUGCGCCUCGGCGCGCACGUGCUCGACGACUGCGACAACGACACCUACGGCCUCGAGAUGGCGCUAGACUUCAUCAAAGGUUCAAUCAGCAACAUUGACGACGCGGAGUACGCGUGCAACGCGACGGCCGUGCGCAAGGUGAUCUCGGGCGUGGUGGGCGCGGCGUCCAGCGUCACCUCCGUGCAGGUCGCCAACCUGCUGCGCCUCUUCAAGAUCCCGCAGGUGUCAUUCUUCUCCACAUCCCCGGAGCUAUCUAAUAAGGCCCGCUUCGAAUACUUCACCCGCACAAUACCGUCGGACCAGCACCAAGUUCGAGCGAUGGUGGAGAUCGUCAAGCAGCUCGGCUGGCGUUAUGUCUCUAUCAUUUACGAAGAAUCCAAUUAUGGAAUCAAAGCUUUUGAAGAAUUAGAGACUCUUCUGGCCCGUAACGAGAUAUGCAUCGCGGUAAAGGAGCGGCUAGUGAAGGACUCUGGCGAGGCGGAUGCGCUCGCCUAUGACAACAUCGUGCAGCGACUGCUGUCGCGUCCGAGGGCCAGAGGUGUGAUUGUAUUUGGGUCUGACCAAGAAGUGGCGGGCGUGAUGGCGGCGGUGACCCGGCUCGGCGCGGAGCGCACGUUCGGCUGGGUAGGCUCGGACGGCUGGUCGGCGCGCGCGCUCGUCGCCGACGGACACGAGGCAGCCGUCGAGGGCACCAUCAGCGUCCAGCCGCAAGCCAACCCCGUCAUUGGUUUCGAGCAGUACUUCCUCAACCUGACCGUAGAAAAUAACCCGAGGAAUCCCUGGUUUGUCGAAUUCUGGGAGGACCAAUUUCGCUGCCGCGUGCGGGGCAGCGCUCGCACUCCGUACAAUGCGGAGUACAGUCGCACCUGCAGCGGCCAGGAGCGGCUCACGGCCGAGAACACCAACUUCGAGGCGCAGCUGCAGUUCGUGACGGAUGCGGUGUAUGCCUUCGUCCAUGCCAUCAAGGAUAUGCACGCCGAUCUGUGCGGCGGCAAGCCGGGCCUGUGCGAGGCGAUGCGGCCCGCGAGUGGGGCCAUGCUCUUACGCUACUUGCGUAACGUCAACUUUACCGGACUGAGCGGCGAUAAGUUUCACUUCGACAGCAACGGCGACGGUCCCGUGCGCUACAACAUCCUGCACUUCAAACAGGCGCCGCGCGGUGUGUACCGCUGGGUGCGCGUGGGCCGCUACGUCGACGGCGAGCUCGAGCUCAACAUGGACGAGAUCCAGUUCAAGCUAGACGAGCCACGGCCGCCGGAGUCCGUGUGCAGCGCGGAGUGCGAGCUGGGCCAGGCAAAGCAGUACGUGGAGGGCGAGAGCUGUUGCUGGCACUGCUUCAACUGCACGCAGUAUGAGAUCCGGUCGCCAGUAUCGGAAACAGCCUGCGUUGAGUGUCCGCUGGGCACGCUUCCGGACGCAGCUAGGACCCGCUGCGAACCGGUGCCGGAGCUGUACCUCCGGCCCGGACACCCGGCGGCUAUCGGUGCCAUGGCUUUCUCCACACUCGGCGUAGUGCUCACAACGCUGGUGGGCGGGGUGUGGGUGGCGCGCGGACGCACGCCUGUGGUGCGCGCAAGCGGGCGCGAGCUGUCGUUCGUGUUGCUUGCCGGCAUCCUCAUGUGCUACCUCGUCACAUUCGCGCUCGUGUUGCGACCCACCGACUUCCUCUGCUCGCUGCAGCGAUUUGGUACGGGGUUCUGCUUCACAAUGGUUUACGCGGCAUUGCUGACAAAGACCAACCGAAUAGCACGCAUUUUCGAUGCAAGCAAGCACACCGCUCGCCGGCCCUCACUCAUAUCACCCAAAUCUCAAUUGGUUAUUUGCUCCAUAUUGGUGUCUAUUCAAGUGGUUGUAGUAGUGGUGUGGCAGAUAGUGUCACCUGCGCGCGCGAUCCACCACUACCCGUCGCGGGAGGACAACAUGCUGGUGUGUGACUCGUACGUGGACGCUUCCUAUACCAUCGCCUUCUUCUACCCCGUAGUGCUCAUCGUCGUCUGCACCGUGUACGCCGUUCUAACCAGGAAGAUCCCCGAGGCUUUCAACGAGAGCAAACAUAUUGGAUUCACAAUGUAUACGACGUGCGUGAUCUGGUUGGCAUUCGUGCCGCUGUACUUCGGCACGGCGUCGCACGUCCCGCUGCGCGUCACCAGCAUGGCCGUCACCAUCUCACUCAGCGCCAGCGUCACGCUCGUCUGCCUCUUCUCUCCUAAGCUGUACAUAAUAGUGAUGCGACCUGAGCGGAAUGUGCGUGCGACAUUAAUGGCGCCGCGCUGGCGAUCCCUACCAGGCGCGGCCGCGGGGGGUGGAGCAGCGGGGGGCGCGGUGUGUGCGGCGCUCGUGGGCGCUGCGCCCGUCCCGCGACCCCCGCACACAGACCUCACGCCAUCCACCGACCUCUCCACACUCAAUGACAACGAGAGAAGCUCAUCCGACAGACAGGUCCAAACCGACGAGUCAACGUUAUACCCUCGUCUGGAGAAAGAUCUCAACUCCAAAGAAGAGAACGGCGUGUGUUUGAACGCGCGGCGACUGCUGGAGAUGCGCGCGGGGCUGCCGGGGUUCCGCGACGCGCGGCGAGCGGCGGCGAGCGUACCGGCCAGCGCGGUGGCCGUGCUCGCGGACGACCUCGCCUUAUAGCGGCGCCCGCCUUCGCCUCCGCCAUCGCAGCGAACGAAAGCUCGCGUGCCUAUUUUAGUAUAAAUGAAAGCUAAAAUACAAUUAGCCUUCGUACAAAAUGUCGUUCAAAGUAAAAAUUUCUAUUAAUUGAUCACGCUCGACUCUAAUAAGUCGAGCGUGGUCAUGUUGCUAUAAUAUUAUCCUUCGUUCAUCAAACUCAAAUAACUACUAUCCUUGUAGCAAUUUUGAAGGACCGCGGCUUCGAAAUAUAAAAGGCCACGACAUGUUGCAAGCUGCAAGUCGUACUUGCUCAUGGCAUGAAAAGUUUCGUAGCAAAAAACAGUUCCAAGUUUAUACAAAGAUUUAAAAUGACUACUUUAUUUAGAUAACGUAUGAACAAGAUCCCGAUUUAAUAGGGAUACAUAUUAUUUAUAAAUGAAUAGAUAUAAUUGAUUUCCCACAGAUUUUUACAGUUUUUGUGGUUAUAGCACGUUUUUGUAAUGGGCUCUGUUAUAUCUCAAAAACUGAAUCUCUUUUAAAUUAACUUAAGUUGAAAAUUUAACUUUAAGAAUAAAUAUUUAUAAAAACUGCAAUGCCAUGAUGUUUUUGUAUAAGAAUCGUAAAGCAGUAACAAAUUAAUGUAAUGUUGAUAAAUGCUUGAUGUAGUUUUUAAGUUGAACUGAUUGAUAUGAUUAACUUGAUAGUAUGACUACAAUUUCAAUUUUGAUUUUCGUAAAUCAAAUCAUUCAGAAAUUAUAAAUUCACAGGCAACUUUACACGUCAAAUUUUAUAUUAACGCACUAAGUGAUUCUAGUAAACCGUUCAUUAGCUAGAGUAUAUUAUACUCCAGACGGACACGUGACAGCGGUACAUUAUAUUGACUGUACUAUUUAGUAGUUCAUCCUCCUGGUCCUGUAGACAAAGGUGUACAUUUAUCUGUACAUUACAGUACAUGUGUUGUUGUAGAAACUGUCGAUAUACGGUUGUACACUAUCAUUGAACAGUUCGCCAAACUUUAGUGGUUUGACACACAUCUUUGAGUUUGACGAGUUACAUUACAAUGAAUCCAGAACAUGUUUUAGCACUAUUUUUCGUCUGAAAGAUCACGUUUAAAUGUGGGUAAAAUAAUUCCUUUAAAAAUUAUUGAAAAUGAUUGCUUUAUUACUAUCCCAAUUAGAACGAAGACAAAGUAAAACACUGAGCGAGGAAAUAGAAGCUUCUAAUUAGAGAGUAAAUAAAUGUAUGAUUUUUACACAAUUAUGUAUUGUAAAUAUUAACAAAACGAUGUAAUUUAUGUAAAAUAUAACGAAUUUUGUGAUACUAAGGUUAAGUGAAACAUAA